CGCCCUCACUCCCUCCCGUCAGGCGGAGGCCGCGGCCGUUCGCUUCCCUCAGGGCCGGGCCUUUCUCCGACCCCCGGGAGCGGCGGUGCCGCCUCGGAUUUAAAGCGCCGCGUGGUGGCGGUUGCGCGCCGCUCGAGUGCUGCGUUACCCCUCGGAGGGCGGAGAGGAGGCGGUCGGAGCGGCCCGAGCUCUGGUCAUGCUCGAUUCCUUUCCCCUCAGAGCGCUCCGGGCUUCUCCUUUUCUGUGUGAAACGCAGCCAUGGCGAAGCGGGGCUACAUCCUGUGCGGCUGGAGGGAGCGGCUGUGGCCGGCGAAGGUUUUGCCCAAGCUUGCUGAGGAGCCGCCUAUAACCGGCGCCCAGGAGGAGACCCUGGAGGUCGAAAUAAUCGGCCUGAAAGAAAGGGUCAGUGUGAAGCAGGAGGAUGCUGUGCCCCUGGAGGAGGCGUGCAUAGAGGACAUCGUCUCUAACUUAAAUGAAAAGGCGGAUCCGAAUGAGGCCGUGGAAGAACUGAAAUAUCGCUGUGCUCUUAAAACUGCCUUGGAUUAUUUGAAAGAAGAUGUAUCAGCCAGAGAAGCACCACCUUCCAAAGAGGGACCAAGUACUCGGUUAUCCCAGGCAAGCAGUGCCAGAUCUCUCUCAUCUUCCACCUUAACCAGCUUUCAGUCGCUCCCUAAAGAAAAGUUAGAGUCUGAGAGCCUCAAUAGGAAAAGAAAACAGAGAAAUAGCCCCAGCCUGAGGACUGGUACAAAAAAACGAAACCUGAGAUGCUCUUUAAUUCUGGAGAAGAGUCCUGAAGCAAAUGAAAAUGGAACAGAACCCUCAAAAUGUAGUACCGGGGACUUGUGCAAUACAUCAAACUCAGACAGUGAGAAUUGCAUGGCGACGGGAUCAUCACUGUUAGCAGGAGAGAAAAAAACAAAGCCCAAACUGUUGAAAAAAUCCCUAACGAGUAAUAAACUCUCACUUAAGCUAAAGGAGGAGAAAAGUAAGCAAGGAAGGAGAAGAGCAAAAGGUGCAGGAUCACCUGGGUCACUUCCAAAUGGCUCCUCCAAAGGCCGAGGACGGCCUCCUGCUGAGGGUGCUUCUCUGUCUGCAUCCUGCAGCUCUGGCACAGUGGUAGCUGGGAGGAGCAGGAUGAGUACCAGGCUGCAACCAAAAGGAAUGUUACUGCGCUCGUCUUCCAAGAGUGCCUCUGUCUUGGAGAAGAGCACUGGAAGUGAGAAUAAAAAUGUAGCAAAACAGGUAAACGGGAGGAAAAAGACAAGGAGUCUGAAACAACCGAAAGGAAAACAAGAGACCAAUGCAACCACGUCCUCAUACAGAAAAAGGGAGUGCAGAAACAGCCCUGAGUCUUCAGCUGGGCUGUCUGACUGCAGAGUGCUGUCUGAUGGUAUUCUCUCUCAGCUGCAAGAGGAGGAGAAUGAGGCUGUGCCACCUGUGGUUGUGAACAAAGCAAAGGAGUUCCACCUGCCUGACUUUGAGGAAGAGGAAGGACUGGAGCCUUCUGGGCUUUCUUCUGAGAGGACGUUCUCUGAGAAGCUGUCUCAGCUCUCAGAUCUGGUAGAUGAGGAUGACGAUGAGGAGGAGCUACCCAGCAUUCUAUCUCAUCAAGAACCAGAAUCAAUUGACAAAGGGAUUUUGGUGUGGUGCAAGUGGCAAAGAUACCCAUAUUGGCCAGCAGUGGUGAAGAAUGUGAAGAGAAAACACAGAAAGGCCAACGUGCUCUUCAUAGAGGGGGAUACGAGUGACAAGAAGAAAAGUUUCUCAGUAUCUCUUCGGAACCUGAAACACUUUGACUGUGAGGAAAAGCAGGACCUGAUCGACCAAGCCAAAAAAGACUAUUGCCAAGAGAUCGAGUGGUGCAUUCAGUUGAUUUCUGACUAUCGGAUCAGAGUGGGUUGCCAUUCGUUUACAGGAUCCUUCUUGGAAUACUUUGCUGAUGAUAUCAGCUACCCAGUCAGGAAGCAGUACCAGCAGAGCUCAGUCCAAAUGACCUUUCCCAGCGUAGCAGAGGAAGAUCUGGAGGACUCUCUGUUAGAAACUUCACCUCAGAAGCCCUCCAGGAAGCUGCUGCCCGACAGAACGAGGGCCGCCAGAGACAAAGCCAAUAAAAAGAUCGUGGAGUUCAUUGUGAAGACCAAAGGAGCAGAGGAGCACCUUCUGGCCAUCCUGAAGUGCAGGAAGGAGUCCCGGUGGAUGAAGGACUUUCUGAGUUCACGUCAGUACGGAACCUGCAUUGAAACUUAUUUAGAGGAUGAGGAGCAGCUGGAGCUGGUGGUGAACUACUUGAAGGAAGUAGCAUACCAUGAAAUAGACACUGCACACCUCCAUCGACUGCGUGGAGAUGGAGUUAAAUUUAUUUUAGAUGUCCUUUUGCCUGAAGCCAUCAUUUAUGCCAUUUCUGCUGUGGAUGACAUAGACUACAAGAAGGCAGAAGAGAAAUACAUGAAAGGACCGUCUGUGAGCAAAAGGGAGAGAGAAGAGUUUGAUGAAGAAAUACUGGAGAGGAAGAGGCUCCAGGCUGAGCUGGUGGCCGCAGACAGCGUGUGAAUGGCAGCAGCUGCUUUCCCAGUGCCACCCCGGCCUUGUGGACAUCUCCCAGCUGUGCCAGUGCUGUGUCACCACCGGGCACGGUUGUACCUUCAGUCCUCCUUCUCACCUCUGUGCUGCUGGAAGUGCUGUGAGCUGUGUGUGUGCUGCUGCUCUGUGCCCUUAACGUGGGCUGUUGGGGGGGGAUGGGGGGGGAAAGCAGCCUCUGUUGUCCUCAGAAGAAGGCGGGCUGCUGUUGUGUAGCCCAGGGCUGGGACAGCACCGCUGCUUUUCCUUUAUCUGUUAUUAAAGGUGUGGGGGAAUAAAAUGUGGUUCUGAGUGAAGCAAACUC
Molecule: messenger RNA, 2881 nt
Organism: Gallus gallus (chicken)
Lineage: Eukaryota; Metazoa; Chordata; Aves; Galliformes; Phasianidae
Gene: MUM1L1
Product: MUM1 like 1
Source: RefSeq, marked validated